CAGGACUACCGAUAUCUUAAGACAAAACAUGGAUUAUCGUCGUUUUUCGAAGGUGAUAAAACUGUAAGUUAUCCUUUACUCUUGAAAACAAGAUGGCGUCCGUAAAUGGAGCCCACGUAUCCCAUGAAGCAAUAAGUGACUUAGAUAUUUGCGUGGUUCGUAUCUUGUCUAAUACUGACUGUAUGCCAAGACAUGAGGUUACGGAACAACUAGUGCUAGAUAUUGAUGAAACUUUGUUAAAUGAAUCCAGGAAUUUGUUGUUUGAUCUUGCGAAGUUGAAGCUGUCGUUACAAUGCACGAAGGAAUACGGGCCAAUUGCCGCAAGAGGCUAUGAUCAAAUUGAAGAGGUUAAACCUAGAAAACGCACCGGUGAAAGAAAAAAUGUUAGUUUAGCAAAUGACAUUUAUGACCUCUAUUGCUAUAAAAUGGAUUAUACUGAAUCGUUUCCCAGGAACGUCACCUCUCAAGCAAGCCAUAUUCCAGAGUUAAAGAGAAAAGCUCAACCCCCGCCAAAUGCGCUUGAAAUGGGCACGAAUCUUAAGGUUAUUGAAUUAACUGCUGAAGUGGUUGAAAUGCGCAAGCAGUUAAAAGAGAUAAAAAGGGAUCAUCAAGUGGAAAUUGAUAGACUGAAUAUAACGGUAAACAAGUUAAAAAUUGAAUUGGGUCAACACACAUGUAUGUCCCUAAGCCCACGGUACGGAAAAAUGCCAAUUAGUUCGGACUCCGUUUCGGGUAAUAAGCCACUCUCACAGUCAAAUACGCGACCUAGAGCCAAUUCCGAGCCCGUCCAGACGUAUGCUAAUGUAAUAACAAAGAAAUCAGCUGGAAGAGAAACUGCACUUGAAACAAACAAUAACAAACCCGAAAAAAACAAUAACAAUGAAACUGGCUCAAAUACAGAGUGUUCAAAAAAUGACAAACCCAUAGGUCCUAUUUCCUCUUCAAAGUCAUCUGUUAAUGAAACCCAUAAACCUGCUCAAGUACCCAAUGACACGGUUCCCAAUGAUGAUGAAGGGUUCACGCUCGUAGAACGAGGACGGAACCGGAAAGACUCUGUUACAAGAUUUGGUGAAAGGCGACAAGUUAAUCUUCAAUCCUUAGGGCAUUUGAAACAAAGAAGCACAUCUAACGCUAAAACGCUCAACACAUCCAAAACUCGCACACUUAAAGGAAUCGCGUAUGAAAAAACUCAGACCCUAUAUUUGGAAAAUGUAGGGGUUGAAUAUGGUGACACGGAUAGUGAAAUUGAAGACCUCGUUAGGGAACACAUCAAAUCAAACAUUGGCAUAAACGUCACGAAAAUGUAUGUUGUGGGAAAUAAAUAUUCGACGAUUCGCGUAGGGAUAAAACUCAUAGUUCCCCAAUCUGCAGCCAACAAGGCGAUAGAAUCUGAUGCAUGGCCACAUCCUGUAACGUGCCGUCCGUGGGAACAUAAACCGAGCUCACGUGGAAAACGCAUCCCUCCCCACAUCACAUACAGGUCAAACAGAUAUCGUGACGAACAGGACCCAAGCUCAUAUGCAUAUGAUGAAGAUUACAUUAACAACGACGAUGCCUACUAUAGUGACAUACGCGACUCUACUAAAAAUUACGAGUCACGAUUACAUAAAUACUCUCUGCGAGCAACAGAGAAUAACUGUUCAUAUUAA
Molecule: messenger RNA, 1649 nt
Organism: Owenia fusiformis
Lineage: Eukaryota; Metazoa; Annelida; Polychaeta; Sabellida; Oweniidae
Source: the annotation of a GenBank genome assembly